GCACAAGGCUCUUCCCAUCUGGGCUGUGUCUCCCGCACGGUGGAGCUGAGGGGCGCAAUCUCUGAACACAAAGCGGGAAGGAGAAGGGAUGAAGGGACGGGGAUUCGUUGCUGAAUGGCUGAUCGCUUUCCUUUACAUUCGGAGCUCAUAGAAGGAGGAGGUUGUUGUAGCGGUGCUCGGGCGAGCAGUGUGUGUGUUGUACUCACUACUGGAGUAACUUAUAGAGAGCUGGUGCUAAUGAAAGACCCUCGCGUCCCUUCUGCCCCCUCGCUACAUCUGGGACGUAUAUUGGCCCUUGUUCCCUUUGCUUUGGAUUAGACCGGACAUUGUGGCUCUAUAAUAUCAUCCCGGCAGCAGCUGCAUGGAUCUCUCGCUCUGAGGAGCAUUUUCUCUGAAGACCUGGGCUGAGUGACUUCUGCGCUAAAAGGGUCUUUCAAGACAACAUCUCCUGUAUCUUAAUGAGGUAACAGCAGAAAACCAAGGAACACUUUCCUCCCCCCCCCAUCCCUCUAUCCCCUUAACAUUGUAACAACCCAAAGCUGAGAAAUGGGUCAGAAGAUCUCAGGGAGUAUAAAGUCUGUGGAUGUUCGUGACCCCCCUUAUAGGCCAGUCAAGCGGGAGUUGAGAGGUCCUGACUUUUGCAAACCCGCCCGGUUGGAUAUGCUGUUGGAUAUGCCCACUGUCUCCUUAGAGGUCCAGCAGAAGCAUGCUUGGAAUAAUGAGGACCGGUCCUUGAAUAUUUUUGUGAAAGAAGAUGACCGGAUGACGUUCCACAGGCAUCCAGUCGCACAAAGCACAGACUGCAUCAGAGGGAAAGUCGGCUACACAAGGGGCCUUCACGUUUGGCAGAUCCAUUGGCCUACCAGGCAAAGAGGAACACAUGCUGUUGUUGGGGUAUCCACGGCAGAUGCUCCAUUACAUUCUGUUGGGUAUACUUCACUAGUGGGAAGCAGUAGUGAGUCUUGGGGCUGGGACCUGGGACGGAACAAACUAUAUCACAACAGUAAAAACCAACCAGGUGUAACGUAUCCAGCCUUUUUAGAACCUGACGAAUCAUUUGUACUCCCAGAAUCUUUGCUCGUAGUUUUAGAUAUGGACGAGGGAACACUUAGCUUCAUAGUAGAUGGACAAUACUUAGGAGUUGCCUUCAGAGGACUUAAAGGGAAAAAACUUUAUCCUAUUGUCAGUGCUGUAUGGGGUCACUGUGAAAUUACAAUGCGAUACAUCAACGGACUGGAUCCGGAGCCACUGCCUUUAAUGGACCUGUGCCGAAGAUCAGUCCGCUUUGCUAUUGGCAGAGACCGUUUGCACCAAAUCGAGUCUUUACCUUUGCCUCAGGCGCUGAAGAACUAUUUACAGUAUCAGUGAGAUGUUGCGGAUGUUCUUCACCUCAGCCGGACAUCAACACAUAAAAAAAACACGGAAUAAUGCAAAAUGGCAGAUAUUGUUUACAUGGAAACAAAACACCGUUGUGGUGGACACUUAAGGCGUUAUUUAAUUUUUAAAAUAUAUAUAUUAUAAAUAUAGUUUUGCUUUCUUCUCGGAAGUCGUGCCACAGAACCCAGCUUGCGUUAGUGGGAAAAAUCCUGAUUCUCCUUAAAGUAUUAGAAUUUUAUUUCCGAACAUAAACAAGAGGAUGUCGGAUUACUCGUUGGCCUGUCACUUUGGAUCCUUUGAAAUCUAGAAAUGCUAGAGCUAGAAAAUAUAUGUAACAUCUGAUUUGGGUAAAAAUAUACUAAACUCACGUGUUAAUCUACAAAAGAAAAGGUGCAAUGCUGUUUUAUGUUGCUCGCUCCGAAACCCUUCUUGUUUUAUUCCCUACUUUCAUAUACUGACUGUACCCUUGCAAUAAAGUCUAAUUAGAGUUA
This is a messenger RNA of Xenopus laevis (African clawed frog), 1868 nucleotides long. RefSeq names its product splA/ryanodine receptor domain and SOCS box containing 4 L homeolog (gene spsb4.L). Gene Ontology annotation, biological process: proteasome-mediated ubiquitin-dependent protein catabolic process; intracellular signal transduction; protein ubiquitination. Gene Ontology annotation, molecular function: ubiquitin-like ligase-substrate adaptor activity. NCBI's taxonomy places the organism in Eukaryota, Metazoa, Chordata, Amphibia, Anura, Pipidae. Gene Ontology annotation, cellular component: cytoplasm; SCF ubiquitin ligase complex. The record is from RefSeq and is marked provisional.